AAAUAAACCAGAACAAUGAAUUCCCCACCCACUUAUUCGGAGCAUGACCCAAACAAGAGUGCACCUAUAAUGGGACCCCCUCCACCCGGAGGAGCAUACCCACCUCCUGCUGGUUUCCCACCUACUGGCUACCCACCUGCUGGUCCGCCACCUGCUGGCUACCCACCUGCCGGCUACCCACCUGCUGGUUACCCACCUGCCGGCUACCCACCUGCUGGUUACCCACCUGCUGGUUACCCACCUGCCGGCUACCCACCUGCCUGUUACCCACCUGCCGGCUAUCCACCUGCAGGGUAUCCACCACAGCAGAUGCAGCAGCAACAGACCGUUGUGGUACAAUCAGGAACUACCAUUGUACAAAAGUAAGUCUCUCUCUCUCUCUCUUGUUUUAUCUCUCCCUCUGAUCAUUUUCCUUUCUCUUUCUAUCCCCCUUCCUCUUUGAUUCAUUCUCUCCCACCUCUCUUUGCCUCACCUCUGUCUCUACUACCUCCUGCUAAUCCUCUUCUUUCUCCCUCACUCUCUCCUCUUUCUGUCCCUCCCUCUUUCCAUCCUUUCCUCUCUAUAUACACCAUUUUGGUGCUUAUAAAAAAAAAACAAAUGUUUGUUUAUAUUUAUAUACAUGUGGUUACACAUUUAGCUUUAAAAGCGUCUAAAAAGCAGAUUGAUGUGGUAGUGGGCUGCUUAGCUUAAUGGUAAAGCACUCAGUUGAAGUCUUCAAGAGAUGUUGGUUCAAGUCCAUGACUGUUUGUUGACAAAUUUUUCUGCUUUGUAAGGAAAACAUCAAAUUUGAGUCAACGAUUUUAUGUAUACCACCAUGCCUCCAAACAUUUGAUCAUAUAUAAAUAUUACCAUGGCCUUUCAACAUAUAAAGAAUACAUAUAUAAAAAAAAUCACAGAAGGUAAAUAAAAAUACAGAUAUAUAGAAUGGCAUAUCAAGAAGGUAUAAAAAAUCGACUAAAAAUUCUAAAGUGUGUCAUGCGACUAAAACUCUAAAUGAAAUAAAA
Molecule: messenger RNA, 1004 nt
Organism: Octopus bimaculoides (California two-spot octopus)
Lineage: Eukaryota; Metazoa; Mollusca; Cephalopoda; Octopoda; Octopodidae
Source: RefSeq, a predicted model, not a curated record